Molecule: messenger RNA, 940 nt
Organism: Diospyros lotus (date-plum)
Lineage: Eukaryota; Viridiplantae; Streptophyta; Magnoliopsida; Ericales; Ebenaceae
Exons: 3
Coding region: 52-405 (117 amino acids)
Source: RefSeq, a predicted model, not a curated record
CAGAGAAGUCAUUGGACAGAGAGAGAGAGAGAGAGAGAGAGGAAGACGAAGAUGGCGGCGGCAUCGUUCAGGUGGAUACUGCAACUACACAAAGACGUCCCAAAAGCUGCGAAGCUCUACGCAGAGGGCUUGGACUUCACCGUCAAUGUCUGUACCCUCCGGUGGGCCGAACUCCAAUCCGGCCCUCUCCGGCUCGCUCUUUUACAUUCCCCCAGGGAGCAUUCCACAGAGAAGGGAUACUCGUCACUUUUAUCCUUUACUGUGACCGACAUCAACAGCACUGUAACGAAAUUAAUGGCUUUGGGUGCAGAGCUGGACGGUCCAAUAAAAUACGAGAUUCAUGGAAAGGCUGCAGCUAUGCGGUGUUUUGAUGGGCAUAUGGUUGGCCUCUAUGAGCCUGCCUGAAAGUGCCAAAACCAAGCGUGUUUGUUACCUGGCAACCAGAAGAAACAAUGACUUUCAGGGAUCCGGUGAAUGGCUUCUUGGGGUGCGAAAAACCUUGUAAAUGCAAGAAGUAGCUUUCUGCCCUUCUUUGAUUCUGCUGAUCGGUGGGUUGUUCUUUCUAAUCAUACGGAUUAACCGCAAGAGCACAGCUUUGUUGGGUGCUUUGAGAAUUUGCAGGCAAUUGGAGGAAGACACGGUCCAAUUAUAUUUGCAGCUCUCUCAUCCGUUGAGAAACGUCUUGGACUAUCAUCCAGCUCUCUUUGUUCCUUUCUUGUUUUUUUUUUUUUUUUUCAGUUAAUAUGGGAAUUGCCUUUAGAUUCAGGGCACACUAUGUUUAUUGACACCAGAUGCCAUAUCAAGAUGAAUAUCAGGUGCUGUUCAUGUUGCCCUUCUUGCUCCUUUAGCAAUGGAAUGGAAUAUAAGAUAUUUUUUACUUAUUUUCAUUUCUUUCUCCUCUUGCAAAUGCAUCGUAUCAUUUUGUGAUUAUUGUCGUCGU